UCUCACACGGAUUUUGUGACGGCAAACCGGGAAAUGAAACUGAAAAAAGGUUUGCAAGGUCCGUGACUUGGAGACAGUAAGGACUGUAGAUGCUGGAAGCCCGGAAUGUGGACUUUCCUGCUCCUGGAGUGCUCUGUGUGUGUGUGUGCUUUUCCAGCCUCGCGUCUAUUGACUCUUGGCAACGUCAGUUUCGGCUUGGCUGGCUUUAAUUCUGCCGGAGGCUUUCUGUGAGUGUGUACGGGCAAGAAAUUGUACAUAACGUGUAAAGCUCUUCCUCCCUGUUGCUGAGGGAAAUAGCCAAGGAGCUGCGUUCGGAGGAGGGGGAAGCUGAGAGACAGUGCUGCCUGGGCUGAGGGGAUAAAGCCUUUCACGGGGACCGAGCCCCCCGCCCGCUGACAUGUGCAGAGAGAACGGGCAGUUCUCUCCAGGAACAUCCGAGACACCAGCAGGAGCUGAAAAUUUCCUGUAAAACCCACCAGCAGCUGCUGUCCGAGGAUUCCAAAACCCACAGGAUCGUCCCUGUCCAAGAGGCUGCCGAGGAGCUGAUCUAUCCGGUUUACAGACUCGAUGUCAGCACAAUUAAUGGAUAUGCCCCAUUCUCAGCAGGAAAUGCUGCAAACUUUAUUAAAUCCACUCCAGAAGAAGAAGACGGAAUAUAGUACCUCAAAGAGGACCUAUGAGAGAAGGUUAGCUUGCAUUAAGCAGCAAAUAAACGAGGCAGAGCAGCAUGUGAAGAAAGAGUUUGACAAACUUCACCAGUUUCUCUAUAGGGAGGAGAAAACUGCCUUGCAGAAACUGAAGCAGGAAAGGAAGAGAAAGAGCCAGCUGGUGAAGAGAAAGAUUGAUAAGAUAACUGAAGAAAUAGCAGCGCUGUCCUUCACCAUUCAGGAGAUACAGCAAUUGCUGGGGGAAGAGGACCAUAUCCAGAUUCUCAGAAGAUAUCCAGAAGUGGAGAAAAUUUACAGAAUAAAGGGACCCACCCCCAUUCCAGUGAAGGCUGGUCCUAUUGUCAAUGUAGGGAAGGCCAUUGGAUCUCUGCAAUACAGAGUCUGGAAGAAGAUGUUGACAGUGAUUACCACAGCUCCAGUGACCUUAGACCCUUGUACAGCUCAUCCUUACCUCCUCCUGUCUGAAGAGUUCACAAGUGUGAGGCACACCACGAAAAGACAGCAGUCACUCUCGGACUCCCCAGAGAGAUUCGAUCCUUGCCUGUGCAUCCUGGGACGUGAGGGAUUCACAUCUGGGAAACACCACUGGGAGGUGAUGGUGGGACAAAAGACUGAAUGGGAUUUGGGUGUGGUCAGAGAGUCUAUCAACAGGAAGGAAGCCAUUGAUCUGAAUCCAGACACAGGAGGCUGGAUAAUCGCGUUGAGAAAUGGAUACCAGUACAGAGCUGCUACCAAGACGUGGAAACAUUUAGAUCUGAGGGAGAAGCCGACGAAGAUCCGAGUCUCUCUGGAUUAUGAGGGAGGGAAGGUGACCUUUUAUAACGCAGAGAGCAAGACCCAUAUCUACACUUUCACUGCAACUUUCACUGAGAAACUCUAUCCCUUCUUCAGUCCUGGUCACAACGACGGGGGUAGAAAUGCCGAACCGCUAAAAAUCUGUCCUCGGACAAUAAUAAUCCAGGAGGAAUAGAAUUUUUGUUUGAAUCAAAGGGAAAUUCUGCAGAUUGUGGAAAUCAGAAAUAAAAGCAGAAACUGCAGUGGACCAGGCAGCAUCUGUGGAGAGAGGGAUGACAUUAAUCUUUCAGAAACUGCAGUCAUUUGACAACUUUACUCUUUAAUGACAGCUUCCUUUUUCUCUUGCCAUGUACACUUCCUGCACUUCUAUCUUUUGUUUCUGUGCCUGUCCUGUUUCUAUCCCACUUAGACUGGGCCCAUCAUUGUUUCCACUAUCUCCUGUCUCCCAUCCUAUCACAGUGCCUGAAAUAACUCCAGAGAGGCCUGUAUCCUGUUACCAAGUCACCCUGUAUUUACCGUGGAGAGUCUGUGACACUGCUCCAGCUCCCUCAGGGCCAGGUCCCAGAGUGUACAGAAUCUCUGACAUUCCUAUUUAUUAUCUGUCAGCCAGGGGUCCCUGAUUGUACCAGAUUAACAACCCCAAACAGGGAACUCAUAUUUUUUGAGGUCCACCGAGCAGACCUUGUUACAAUCUCUACGUUAUCCCCUUCUAUGUGUCCCUCCCUCCGUACCUAUCUAAAGCAUGCUACCCUCUAACAUCUUCUAGCAUUGAUGAAGAGCUAAGCCUGUUUCCCUCUCUCUGCAGAUGCUGAGUAUUUCCAGCAUUUGAUGUUUUUAUUUUAGGAUCAUUUAUUUUUAAAGUUGAUCAAGGCUGAUGAAGGGAUAGCUAUAUGCACUUUUUCAGGAUCUUUCUAUAAGUAUCUGAGUGAUCCUUCUUAUCUCCUGCAAAUUCCAGAAUUUAGGAAACUAACGUAUAAGCAAUCAUUUGUUUUUAAUAUUGUGAUAAAGGAAUAUAUGUUAGAGAACAUUGUGUAAAAUAAUUCUAACGGGUUUAUAUUAAUAUCUGGACAUCUAUUAGUUCUCAAAGAAUGACACAGCACAGAAGAAUCUCCCAUACUUAUUGUCUUUUCUAGUUCUUUAGAAGACCAUUAUAUUAGUUGACUCUCCUGGCCUUUUCCCUUAUAGUCCUGAAAAUGUUUCCCCUUCAAGUAAUAACCCAGUUAUUUUUUUGAAAAUUAGACUUACAGUUUUUAACCUUGACUGUGGCUGUGUGCCUCCAGCCAAUGUCACCUUGCUGAAUAAUUUUACCGAUGAGAGGCUCCAAGACAUUUUCAGAGUUUCUUCCUUAUUUGUCUAUGCAAUGUGGGACAUUGAGAAUUUGCAGCAUCUCUAAACGCACUUGAAUAUGAUUUUCAGAAACCUGGCAUUCGCAUGCUAUUUUUUGGGGGGUGUGGGUGAGAGGUGGCUAAAAGAGGGAGCAGUUAUUCUGUACAACAGAAGCUGUUCAAAACCUGUGUCCUUGUUUGAAGUUAUGUCAGGGCAGAAAUUGGUACUGAAUAUCCCAACCUCACCAAUAAUACAGAAAUUGUAACAAGCAAAAGCCACAAAGAGUUGAGUGACGGGAGUAAUUUUAACCAAGCUCUCUAGGCAGGGACUUCACAGUUUUGGAUAGAAUCCUGGUUGAGUUCAAUUUGGAAGGAGUAUUCGAUUCGGACUGUUUUACCCAAUCUCUUAUGAUUCUUGACUGGCAAAUCAGAUCAAAAUUAACUCCUCACGGAAUUUACACACUGAAUAAGUGUAUAUUGAAAGAAAGAUAUCUUUAUUCAACGUUUGUGAAGAAAAUUAUCUCCCAGUUCUUUUGUGUGUUUAAUGUGUAGGAGUGGGUUUGCUCAUUUCUCCACAAAGAUUGGACCAUCCUUCAGUCAGUUCAGGAGGAUAAAGUCAAUGGGUUUGCAAGCAAUGAAAGUAGCUGUACUCCUGUCACCAGGAAGAGGAGUCUUACUGUGCCUUUUACUGUUCUUAAAACAAAAUAAAGGAAAAUGCAAGGAAGAAAAUCCUUUAAUCAGC
Molecule: messenger RNA, 3530 nt
Organism: Rhincodon typus (whale shark)
Lineage: Eukaryota; Metazoa; Chordata; Chondrichthyes; Orectolobiformes; Rhincodontidae
Product: zinc-binding protein A33-like
Exons: 6
Coding region: 568-1638 (356 amino acids)
Molecular function (GO): protein binding
Source: RefSeq, a predicted model, not a curated record